AUGGAGGGUGAAGGUGCCAAGGAGCAGUCCAAGAGUGCCUUGAAGAAGGCUGAGAAGCAGGCCAAGAUGGCUGCCGAUAAGGCUGCCAAGGCUGCUAAGCAGGCCAGUCUUCCCGUCGUCGGUGGUAAGAAGACGGACGACAUCAUUGGUAUCACGGUCAAAAAGACCGAGAACUUCCCGCAAUGGUACCAGGAGGUGGUACUCAAGGCUGAGAUGGUCGAGUACUACCAGGAAAUCUCCGGUUUCUUUGUCCUCCGUCCCCUCAGUAUGUACAUCUGGUCCACCAUCCGCAAGUGGUUCACCGAGCGCAUCGAGGAUAUAGGUGUCGAUGAGACCAGCUUCCCCAUCUUCCUGUCUUCCAAGUCCCUCGAGAAGGAGAAGGACCACGUUGAAGGCUUUGCACCUGAGCUUGCCUGGGUCACCAAGGCUGGAGACAAGGAUCUUGAGGUUCCUGUGGCCAUCCGUCCGACGUCCGAGGCUGUCAUGUACCCUUACUACGCCAAGUGGAUUCGCAGCCACCGCGACCUUCCCCUGCGCCUGAACCAGUGGAACUCGGUCGUCCGCUGGGAGGCCAAGCAGACGACCCCCUUCCUUCGUACCCGAGAGUUCCUCUGGCAGGAGGGUCACACCGCACACCUGACCGAGGAGCUGGCUGGAGAGGAGGUUCUGCAGAUCCUCGAGCUCUACGCCCGUAUCUACGAGGAGCUUCUCGCCGUUCCCGUCGUGCGCGGUACCAAGACGGAGAAUGAGAAGUUUGCUGGUGGUUACUACACCACCACUGUCGAGGGCUACAUCCCCUCUAACGGCCGAGGCAUCCAGGGCGCUACCUCGCACUGCCUGGGCCAGAACUUCAGCAAGAUGUUCGACAUCACGGUCGAAGACCCGGCGAACAAGGGCUCCCACCUCCAUGUGUGGCAGAACUCGUGGGGUCUGUCCACCCGUGUCAUCGGUGUCAUGGUCAUGGUCCACGGUGACGACAAGGGUCUGGCUCUCCCUCCCCGCGUCGCCAAGCUCCAGACUAUCAUCAUCCCUGUCGGCAUCAACAAGAACACGAGCGCCGAGGACAAGCAGAAGCACGAGGACACCGUCGAUGAGAUCCGUGUCACGCUCAAGAAGGCUGGCGUGCGCGUCGACACUGAUACCCGCGAGGGCUACACCCCCCCGUGGAAGUUCAACGACUGGGAGCUGAAGGGAGUUCCCCUGCGUAUCGAGUUCGGCCCCAAGGAUGCGGCCAACAAGGUCAUCAGCUACGCUCGCCGAGACACCGGCGAUAAGGGUCAGAUCCCCAUUGCCGAUAUCGGUACCAAGGUCCCCGAGCUUCUCGAGACCAUUCAGAAGGACAUGUACAACAAGGCCGAGAGGUCCUUCACCGAGCACAGGAUCCAGAUCACCAAGUGGGAUGAGGUCCUCCCCGCCCUUGACAGCAAAAAUGUUGUCCUCAUUCCCUUCUGCCUCAAUGGCAAGUGCGAGGACCGCAUCAAGGACCUCACGACGCGCGCUGAGGACACGUCUGACGUCCCUGAGAACCAGAAGCUCCCUGCUAUGGGCAUGAAGAGUCUCUGCAUUCCCUUUGACCAGCCCGAGGGCAUCAAGGCCGGUGAGACUGAGUGUCUCAACCCCGAGUGCUCCAGCAAGGCCCAGAAGUGGGUCAUGUUUGGCAGGAGCUACUAA
Molecule: messenger RNA, 1671 nt
Organism: Geosmithia morbida
Lineage: Eukaryota; Fungi; Ascomycota; Sordariomycetes; Hypocreales; Bionectriaceae
Product: prolyl-tRNA synthetase
Exons: 2
Coding region: 1-1671 (556 amino acids)
Biological process (GO): prolyl-tRNA aminoacylation
Cellular component (GO): aminoacyl-tRNA synthetase multienzyme complex; cytoplasm
Molecular function (GO): ATP binding; proline-tRNA ligase activity
Source: RefSeq, a predicted model, not a curated record